CACUCUCCUAACUGUCGCUCAGAACAUUACCUCUCAGUCCCAGCGCCUGCCCAGGCUUUGGAUGACCUACCACUAGCUCAGGAGCUGGGAGAGCUACUUGAGGGCCAAGUGAAAGCCUCAUUUUGUGAUUCAGGCACCAGCCAAAUAUAGUUUCAUGAGGAAAACUCAGUUGCCUGUGGCUUUGUUUUUGUUUUUGAGUGCUUUGAAAAUCUUGCUGCCUCUCCCGCUUCUGAUUUGCAAGACACUGGAGAGGAAAUCAACUUGGUUAUCUGAGCAUCCUCUAGUGCCUCUCAGCUCUGCGUGAAGACUGCUUUCCUCGGAGGAGUCCAAACUUUAUCAAAAAGAGAAAUAUUUCCUUUUCUCUUCACAAUGAAAUUGGACUUGGAGGUCAGCGAACCAAUAGACUUUGGUUCUGGAGAUCAUCAACAUCUGGUUCGGAAAGCAGCAGAUAAAAGCAUCCAGUCCGAAUCUGGUGAGCGCUACACACCUUCAUCUUCAGCUGGGCCACAAGAAACUCGGGAGAAGCCACGGCCAAAGGGCACCGAGCAGUUGAAUACCUAUGUGGUAGAAAUUUCAGAUGACAUCACCCCAGGUGAUAGCAAUGCAACUUUAGGCAAUCCUUUCUCAGAUGCAUCUGUCCGCAGAGCUUUCAUUAUCAAAGUGUUCCUCCUCCUGUCAGCUCAGCUGUUGCUCACUGCGGUAAUUACCAGUGUGUUUAUUUUCUGGGAGGCUUUAAAAGUUUGGGUGCUCAAAAACCCCUGGUUCAUCUAUGCAACCUUCCCAGCAUUUUUUGUGGUACUGAUUAUACUUGCUUGCUGUGGGAAUCUCCGCCGUCAGGUGCCUGCAAAUUACAUUCUCCUGGGAUUCUUUACAGCUCUUGAAGGUCUGCUGCUAGGAGCCAUAUCAGUUUUCUACAAGGCCGAGGAAGUGUUAUGGGCAACAGCUGCAACCACUCUGGUGACUCUAGCACUCACUUUGUUUGCUCUACAAACAAAAUGGGAUUUUACCUUGCUAAAUGGAGUGCUGUUCGUUUUCUGCUUCGUGCUUUUAAUCUAUGGAAUUAUCUUAAUCUUCGUGCGAUCAUAUUGGCUGCAUCUAUUGUAUGCUGGACUCGGAACUGUGCUCUUCUCAUUCUACUUGGUGAUGGAUGUGCAGCUCAUGCUGGGAGGGCACCACCAUUAUUCCCUGGACCCUGAAGAAUAUGUUUUUGCUGCCUUGAACAUCUACUUGGACAUCAUCAACCUUUUCAUUUUUAUUCUGCGUCUGAUUGGACUGGGACGGUAGUCACACAACCAAGGCUGGCUCAUGCGGAGAAGAGGAAGGAGGGAUGCUGUGAAGUGUUGCCAGGCUCGGGCAUGCAGAAGUCACCAUUUCAGAAGCUCUUUUAUUUUAAAAAAAUUUAAGAAUACUUAUUUUUUUGUCCAAUGAAACCUAGCAUUGAGUAGAUGAUAGCUGUGGCUGUUAUAUUUUCAGUUCCAUUGUCACGUAGCAAAACUUUCUGGGGACAUUUCUAAUUUGUAUAGAUUCAAAAGAUAAGUAUCAUAAUUACAUACUUACAAACAUUUGUAAGAUGCCCAUUCCUUUGUUGGAGUUUUCUGAACACUAUUUAAAGCUGUAAACAACAUAUCUCCACAUGAAUACAAUUGACUACAGAAACCUACAUUUACUUCUUUCUCUUCUCUUGAUUUGGACAUUCUGUGGGAAUA
This is a messenger RNA of Mandrillus leucophaeus (drill), 1706 nucleotides long. Its product is annotated as protein lifeguard 1. The coding region runs from base 370 to 1284 and encodes 304 amino acids. Gene Ontology annotation, cellular component: membrane. The record is from RefSeq and is a predicted model, not a curated record. NCBI's taxonomy places the organism in Eukaryota, Metazoa, Chordata, Mammalia, Primates, Cercopithecidae. The transcript has 10 exons.